UCGGGGCGAGCUCCGCGCCGGCUCCGCUGUCCCCGCCGCUCUCCCGCCGCCGCUCCGCUCCGCGCUCGCUGCCGGGGAGGGAUGGGGCGGGCAGGGGGAGGACGCGCUGGGGGCCAGGACGGGCCCCUGCAUCCCCCCCGCGCCCCCCGGCUGCCCCUCCGCUCCCCCUUGCACCCCCCAGCCGCUCCUUCCUCCUGCUGCAAAGGCAUGCGCUCGGCAGGGCUGCCCGCUGCCUCGGUGCGUGCUUGAAAUAGAGGCACCCCUCUUUGCUUGGAGAGCCCUCCCAGCCCUGCUCUGAGCGCCCUAUCCCCUGCCCCGAGCUCCCCAUCUGCUUCCUCGAGGCCCCAUCGCCUGCUCUAAGCCCCAUUCCCUUCCUCAAGCUCCUCAGUCCCUUCCUCAAGCCCCUUUCCCCUUCCCUGAGCCCCCUUCCCCUGCUCCAAGCUCCAUCCCCUUCCUCAAACUCCCCAGUCCCUUUCUUAAGCCCCUUUCCCCUUCCCUGAGCCCCCUUCCCCUGCUCCAAGCCCCCAUCCCCUGUCCCAAGCCCCUAUUUCCUUUCCUGAACCCCCUACUCUGAGCCCCCAUCCCCUUUUCCAAAUCCCCCAUCCCUUACCUUGAGCCCCCAUUCACUGCCCCAAACCCCCAUCUCCUGCCCUGACUCUGCUUCCCUGAGCCUCCCAUUCCCUCCCCUAAGCCCCCUGCCCCAAAUCCCCCAAAUCCCCCAUCCCCAAAUCCCUCCCCACGAUGAUUUUGCUGAGCUGUUUUCUGAACCUGCGGCCCCGGCGGGGCUGCGGUGCCUUGGCCGGGCUGGGCAGGGGGCUCGGCCCUGCAGCGGGGUCCCGCCGGGCUCUGCGGGUGCUGGUGGACAUGGACGGGGUGCUGGCCGACUUCGAGGGAGGCUUCCUGAAGAAAUUCAGGGCCAGGUACCCCGACAAGCCCUACAUUGCCCUGGAGGACCGGAGGGGCUUCUGGGUGUCGGAGCAGUACGGGCGCCUGGGACCCGAGCUGAGUGAGAAAGCCAUCAGCAUCUGGGAAUCCAAGAACUUCUUCAUCGAGCUGGACCCACUCCCUGGGGCUGUGGAAGCUGUGAAGCAAAUGGCAAAUUUGGCAGACACUGAUGUGUUCAUCUGCACGAGCCCAAUCAAGAAGUACCGGUACUGCCCUUAUGAGAAGUAUGCCUGGGUAGAGAAGCACUUUGGCCCUGAAUUUCUUGAGCAGAUUGUUUUGACACGAGAUAAGACGGUGGUUUCUGCUGAUCUGCUUAUAGAUGACAGACCUGAUAUAACAGGGGCAGAGCAGAACCCCACCUGGGAGCACGUGCUCUUCACUGCCUGCCACAACAAGCACCUGCAGCUGAAGCCCCCCAGUCGCCGGCUGCACUCCUGGGCUGAUGACUGGAAGGCCAUUCUGGACAGCAAACGCCUCCCACCCGGCCAGGCCACCUAAACACCAGCCCCUGAGCCACCUCCCUGUGUCCCUGUGGAGUCCUGCUGAAGGCCAGAACCAUGGAUGGACAGACAGACAGACAGACAGACAGACAGACGCUGAAGCGCCACAGUCACCUGGACUUGAAAAACAGACCCCAGCCCAGCCCAGGAUUGUGCCUGGCAGCCUGGCUGGGGGGCAUUGCCCUCUGGCUCCUGGGGUCUCUGUGCUGCAUCUGCACCCCCCACAGGGCCAGCCCAGUGUUCCUGAUGGACAAGGUCACCCUCAGCGUGUCACUGCCCUUGCCAGGGGCACUGCAUGGCACAGACCAGCUCUGCAUCCUCCCCUCCACGUCAUGGUCAGGAUCAUGUGUGUGCUUUGUUUAGUCCUUGCAAGGUUCCAUCCCAAGGGGCUGCCUCAGGGGAUCUCUCCCCUGGCAGUGCCUGGAUCUGGGGAGAGGGGUGGCUGGAAGGGCAGGGAGAGCAGGCAGGGGCUGUCCAGGCUCCCUGCACUGGGAAUUGUCACAAGCACAUCUGUGGAUGCUGUCUGCAGUUCUCACAUACUGCAAGGGAAGAUGCUGGGGGGAUGUUGCUGCUAAAGGCUGGGGAGCUGUGCUGGUUUCAGCCAGGGUAGAAGUAAUUUUCUUCACAGAAAAUAGAGCCCCAUACCAGCUGCUGUGAAAAAAAUUAACUCUACUGUGGCCACCAACAGCACGGGAGCCCAUGAGAGGUGCCCAGGGUAGAUUGUUCUGCAGCUCCACCACAGUCCCAGCUCUGGAUGUCUGGGGACAGAGCGUGCUGCCAGCCCCACUCCCCUGGCUCUGGGCCCCUGCAGAGAGGUGUUCAGUGCCUGGCUGGUGCAAAGGGGUCACAGCACACACAUCUGGACCAGCCCCCUCUGCCAGGGGACAGUGCAGGGGCUGCUGAGCUCUGGGAGCAGCCAGUGCUGCUGGGAAGUUGCAGUUGGGCCCCAAAAAGGGAGGGUUUAGACCAAGGGGCAGCUCCAAGAGGGAUGGUUUUGGCAUAGCUGUGCCCACAGCCUCUUUCUCCCUUGUUUGUCUCAUUUUUGCUUCUCUGAGCCUACAGCAGUCCAGCCUUGAACUUCAGUGACCUGUCUGGCAGGAGAAAACUGCUGCUGCUGCUGCUCCUGGCCUCAGAGAGACAUCCCAGCUGCUGGGAGAGCCUGGCAUCCCCUCCCUGCCUGUGGCACUGCCACAGGGCAGCCACAGCCCAAGUGGGAGCUGGUGCUGGGCCACCGCAGGCAAAGCCUCAGGGAUGAGCUGGUUGUGUCACUGCUGACACCACAGAGGCCAUUGGUCCCUGCUGCUGUGUGUCUCCAGGCUGUCCAGGAUCCCACUGCCCUCCUGGCCCAAGGACUUGCUGGCUGCAGCAGUAAAAUUCCCCACUUGGACAAUUUACCCCACAGGCAGAGGUGGUAGCCAGGGCUUGGCUGGGAUUUGCCACACUGCACCCCGUGCUCACACCUUUGCUUUGCCUCUCUGCUCUCCAUCAAUGAAAGGACAUGAACUUGAAGCUAUAUAACCAACAAAUAAUGUAAUUCAGCAGUGGCAGCCAGACCCCUCCUGUACCCAGGAGCUGGAGGGGUUCUGGAGUUGGUGCUUUGGAACCUGUGCCUUCCCUGGGUGCUGCAGGGCCAGGGAUGGGGCCUGUGUUGACUUGGGGCUUGCCCUGUUUCUUGGGAUGGGGGGAGUUUACAAAGUCAGCAUGGUUGGCCCAGGGCAGUAGGACUUACAUACCACAAGCAUCUUUUUUUUUUUUUUUUUUUUUCUUUUCAUUUUUCUUUCCUGUUUAAACCACUGUGUGCUUCUCUGGGUAGUGGGUUUGGUUUGGAGGGGUCUGUUUAGGAUGUGCAGCUGCCUGAGGUGCAGCCCCCUGGCCAAGAGCUGGCUGGAGGGGUUGCAGGCUGGGAACUGGGACAGUGUAGGAGCACUGUGGGCAGCUGCUGCAGCUGCUGAACAUCAGGAACCCGCUGGCUCCACCAGCCCUCCACCAGCUGUUGGCCCCUCUGUGUAGCCAGGGUGACCUCAUGGGGUCCAAGCUGGUUUUUUCUGAUGGUACCAUGUAAAUAUGAGCUGCCUGGGCUCCCCAGAGCCUUCUCCCUGCUUAUUGAGCCAAAAUGAGCUGGCACAUCUCUCCAGCAGCUGCCCAAACCUCUCAUGUUCCCUCGAGGCUGGGGCAGACCCGAGGGAUGUGGCUCUGGGGCCAGCAGGACUUUUCCCCGUGGUGAGAUGUGAUGCCAGAGAUAAAUACACCACACCAAAUAUACUUGAAAGCAGAGCUGGAGUUUCUCAUGCCUGAGGCUCCAGCUCCAUGCACAGAGAUCCUGAGCUGGUAGCUGCACUGUUUGCUCCCACACUCGGGACCAGGAGGUGACUCCAUCGCCGUUCGUCCUUCAAGCCUGUCUGUGUCCAGCUGAGAUAGACAGAGCUUUUGGUUUUGAAUGUACAUCUAUAAACCCGAGGCAAAUGAGGAGCACUGCAAUAAACACUGGGUUGUUUGGCA
Molecule: messenger RNA, 3944 nt
Organism: Haemorhous mexicanus (house finch)
Lineage: Eukaryota; Metazoa; Chordata; Aves; Passeriformes; Fringillidae
Gene: NT5M
Product: 5',3'-nucleotidase, mitochondrial
Exons: 5
Coding region: 742-1443 (233 amino acids)
Biological process (GO): pyrimidine deoxyribonucleotide catabolic process
Molecular function (GO): 5'-nucleotidase activity
Source: RefSeq, a predicted model, not a curated record